AUGAAUAUUGUAAUCGUGAAUGAGGAAACAAAUGAGCUUCUGGAAGAUGGUGUCGAAGGUGAGAUAUGGAUUGCUUCUUCUGCAAGCAAUGCAUUGGGCUAUUUGAGUCAUCCGUUUUUAACUCAAGAAGUUUUUCAGAGUAGGUUGAAAGGAAGAUUCAGCCAUGAACGUUUCAUUAGAACAGGUGAUAGAGGAAUCAUUAAAGGCGAUGAAAGAUUCCUGUAUGUGACAGGUCGUUGCUCGGAUAUCAUCAAACAUGGAAACAUGGUGGAAACUCACGCUCAUUAUCUGGAGACUGCAGCGUUCGAAUCUUGUGUGAGGUUUCUACGUGGAGGGUGUAUUGCAGCCUUUGAUGUUCAUGGGGAUACAACUGCCAUUGUUGCAGAGAUGCAGAAGAGUGGUGAGGAAAACGAAGGUAUGUUUAGAGGAAUAUGUGAAGGAAUAAGAGGGUUUGUUAUGAAGGAAGAGGGUAUUCAUGUAGGGGUUGUUGCCCUAGUGAAGAGUGGAAGUAUUCCAAAAACGACGUCGGGAAAGAUACAACGAUGGCUUGCUAAAGAAAGAUUAUUGAGUGGAAAAACGGAAGUGCUGAUGGAGAUGAAGUUUAGUAAAGAAGAGGAUGAAGAAUUCAAGAAAUCUUUCCUGAAAAAUCUUAUGAUUGAUAAGAGGGAAAGUAAAAAGGUUGUAUUAUACAGUAAUUUAUGA
This is a messenger RNA of Lactuca saligna, 702 nucleotides long. The record is from the annotation of a GenBank genome assembly. Lineage: Eukaryota; Viridiplantae; Streptophyta; Magnoliopsida; Asterales; Asteraceae.